Varanus komodoensis (Komodo dragon) is the source of this 4782-nucleotide messenger RNA. It is a transcript of the gene CLIP3, whose product is annotated as CAP-Gly domain containing linker protein 3. Gene Ontology annotation, cellular component: nucleus; microtubule plus-end; cytoplasm. Gene Ontology annotation, biological process: cytoplasmic microtubule organization. The coding region runs from base 11 to 1621 and encodes 536 amino acids. NCBI's taxonomy places the organism in Eukaryota, Metazoa, Chordata, Lepidosauria, Squamata, Varanidae. The record is from RefSeq and is a predicted model, not a curated record. The transcript has 13 exons. Gene Ontology annotation, molecular function: microtubule plus-end binding.
UCCAGCAGUCAUGACCAAAGACGACUCCGUGGAGCUCCCCUCGGAAGAGGAGCACCAGGCCCUGGAAUUCCAGAGCCCCGUCCUGGAAAGGAGGAAGAAGCCUAUCGUCCAUCCUUCUGCCCCGGCUCCUCUCCCAAAGGAUUAUGCUUUCACUUUUUUCGACCCAAACGACCCGGCAUGUCAAGAAAUUCUGUAUGACCCCAUCACCACGGUCCCAGAGCUCUUUGCAAUCAUCCGCCAAUGGGUCCCGCAGGUACAGCACAAGAUCGACAUCAUCGGCAAUGAGAUCCUGAAGCGCGGCUGCCACGUCAACGACAGGGAUGGCCUGACGGACAUGACUCUGCUUCAUUACGCCUGCAAGGCGGGAGCACACGGUGUGGGGGACCCCGCUGCCGCCGUGCGGCUCUCGGAGCAGCUGCUGGCCUUGGACGCGGACGUGACCCUGCGCAGCCGCUGGACCAACAUGAGUGCCCUGCAUUACGCGGCCUACUUCGACGUGCCCGAGCUCAUCCGCAUCCUGCUGAAGGCCUGCAAGCCGAAAGUUCUCAACUCCACGUGCAGCGAUUUCAACCACGGGACCGCCCUGCACAUCGCCGCCUCGAACCUGUGCCUGGGGGCCGUGAAGUGCCUGCUGGAGCACGGGGCGAACCCCGCGGUCAGGAACAGCAAGGGCCAGACCCCGGCGGACGUCGUGCCCGACCCGAUGGACAUGACCCUGGACAAGGCCGAGGCCGCCAUGGUGGCCAAGGAGCUGAAGCAGCUGCUGCUGGAUGCCGUGCCGCUGAGCUGCAACCUGCCCAAGGUCACGCUGCCCAACUACGACAACAUCCCGGGCAACCUCAUGCUCAUCGCCCUGGGCCUCAAGCUGGGGGACCGCGUCCUGGUGGACGGGCAGAAGGUGGGCACCUUGCGCUUCUGCGGCACCACGGAGUUCGCAAGCGGCCAGUGGGUGGGCGUGGAGCUGGACGAGCCCGACGGCAAGAACGACGGCAGCGUGGGAGGCAUCCGCUACUUCAUCUGCCCUCCGAAGCACGGACUGUUUGCCUCGGUGUCCAAGAUCACCAAAGCAGCCGACCAGACGCCGUCGUCGGUGACCUCCACCCCCCGGACCCCCCGCAUGGACUUCUCCCGCAUGACUGCAAAGGGCCGGAAGGACAAAGACAAGAAAGCCCUCAGGAAGAAAUCCUUGUCUGUCGGCAGCUUGGAUCGUGAGGGCCUGAAGAUUGAGAUCGGGGAUCAGGUUCUGGUGGCCGGGCAGAAGCAGGGCAUCAUCCGUUUUUACGGGAAGACAGACUUUGCUCCAGGCUACUGGUUCGGCAUCGAGCUCGACAAGCCCACGGGGAAGCACGACGGCUCCGUCUUUGGGGUCCGCUAUUUCACCUGCACCCCUAAACAUGGAGUCUUUGCCCCUCCUUCCAGAGUCCAGAGAAUCGGAGGCCCGAAGGAUUCCCAGGGAGACGGCACUUCAGCAAAGAAGGUCCAUCAAGUCACGAUUUCACAGCCAAAGCGCAGCUUCACAGCAGUCAGAACCCCGAAAGACAUCACAUCGGAAAGCUCCAUCUCUAGGUUACUUUUCUGCUGCUGGUUUCCGUGGAUGCUCCGUGCGGAAAUGCAGUCUUAAAGCUCCCCACCCCCGUCCUCUUUCUGCUGCUGUUUCUUCGCUUUCCGAGUAAUCAAGGACUGCUCUUCUGUUCUUUCCCUCCUCUCUCCUUCCCUGGUUGCCGUUCUAGUGAACCCCAGUGCCUUGGUCAAACAUAUAAACACCAUCCCUUCUGGUAGUUUGUGAGAAAUGCGAUGCGUAGACCUUCUGUUCCCCUUUUCCUGGCACACGUACCCACAGGACUUUGGCUAUCUAGGUCUCUUCUGGCACCUCUUCUUCUUCCUGGAUUAAUUGGCAACCAAAAUUCAUAUGAUUUAUCAACCCUGAGUUUUGCAAUCGGGCGACGGCUUGGAGACAGGUCCUCUGAUCAUUUCUCCUUGCAGGGUAUAGAAAAAUCUGCCUUUGGCAAAAUUUGUCACACAUGCAAAUCACACAUUGUUACCCGGGUGGGAGAAGCAUUGCUUGUGUCGGCACAGAGUGACAAGCCAGAAUUCUGGAGAACAGGUUCCGUUUACUCCUGGUUUUCCCAAACGAAGCUGGAUGUGGUCUGUUUACCUUGUCAUUUGAAUGCUGGCUUGUUGCUGCCAAAUGACCCAGGAAUUUAAAUUAAGACCAACGCCUGGGGUACAAUCUUGGCUUGUAAACAGAGCAACGAGCUAGGACGCAGGUUGCAGGUCGCAGGGCCUGGCACGAGCCAUGGAUAGGUCACUUCUUUUUGGUCAUGCGUACAUUUGGCAGUCAGAGGAAUUAUCCUGAGCAAAACAGCUCCUUAAUUUCUGAAGAAUGUUUCUGAGGCCCGGAGCCUAGAGCUCUUCUUUGUAAAAGAAGAUGGGGCAGGUGCUCCAUCACUUGAUUUAAAGUGAUCCCAGUUAACGGGAGCCGAGUGCACCAGCACCGCGCUUGCGCUCCAGAAAACGGCUUACCCCUCCGUGGAACUAGCCUAGGAUCUGUCCUCUGCCCUUUUCCCACGUUGCCCCCCUUUUAGCCGUCGCCUGCAAAAUGCUGCCUGAUAGAAGCUCCUCGAACCAGUCGGUGUGACCCUCCGUGUGCUUGCUCAGCAAGAAAGCCUCACUGAGCGCAGUGGGGCUCACGCGCAGGAAAGUGCAUGCAGAUUGCAAGCCUGCGCAGGAAGGGGCCCUCCUCACCUGCCCUCGCUUGUGAGUAAAAGGAGCGGGCCGAGACCAUCCUCCACUAGCGUCCUCUGGGCAGCAUUAUCUGUGUUCAUUAGUGCUUCCUAAUCUGGUGAUUAGAGGAAGAAGCUGGAGUACAGAUGCAAGAAGACACCUCGACCGAACGUAGUGUAUGUUAGCAGCUGUGCUUAGCUUAUGUGUGUGUAAGUUAACCUACGGGGAGGAGUAACUAACAGCCUUUGAUGGUGUGUAGUAUGUGUCUCUCUAUGUGUAUAUCAAACUUAUAUCUCCAGAAGUCACUUUCCUGAAGAAAAAUUGUGUGUGUGUGGAAAUAUAACUGAAUUUUAUCUCACUCCUGCAUUUAUCAGCUGCAACAUGUUAGAUCCUAAUUCAUCCUGAUAACAUUUCAAACACACACGACUUGCUCUGUGAUCCCCGUGUUGAGUCUCUUGACGACGAUACGUCACGAUGUGACGUCUCGACACAUCAGAAGAAGCACCUGCAGGCCGGAUGGAAAAGCAGCAGCCGGCCCUUCAUGCCAAGCGGCUGCACAGAGCCCAGGUUCCCGGCUUCUGAUUUCAGUGUGCAGCAGAUGCUCGGACUGGUGCAAAAGCGAACUGGAAGCGCAAGGACAAACGUCACAAGCGACAGUCGGUCAUCUUUCUGCAUCAGCACCUGGCUUUUGUCAGUGAAGCCCAAUUUCCAGCUAAUGAGAGCGGUAACAAGAGUUUGCACUUUUGCAGUUCCAGGAAAUGCAUCUUUCACACACCUUAAAAUAUCUUAAGACUUGGAUUCAGACCAGAUGGUAUCUGAAUUCAACAAGGGCACGCAUUUUUUUUUAUAUUUUAAAGGAAGAGGUGUGCCUCAUUUCAGGCUGAGCCAAGAUUCCAGGACUUUCUCCCAGCUUGGAAGAGAAGUGAAGAACAGACUUCCUACCCUAGUUCCGCCUGGCCCUUGCAAGUCGCUUGCCUGCCCACCGUGCUGCAUGCGCUUCGUUUCCUUCCCUACCACAACUAUAAACUCAGUUUGGAGGCUGGAAGAAGCAUCCUACACAUUGGCCAGAACGCCGCCGGGGAAGGAGGCUUGGAUUCGCACUCGAGGUGUUCUUCGUCUUCAGCCUUUGCAGUAUGUUCAGAAAUCCAGCAGGAUCAGCCUUUCUAGGAAGAGGCCAGGAGACUGCCACACCUGUUAAAUUUCUGUCUGUCAUACAGCUGCUGGAAGUCACAAAGCCUCCAUCAGGAAAAGCAAUGUCAGUGCAAGCAAGGAAGGGUGUUUGGCCCCGAACUCUUGACUGGCAUGUAGAGAGAAGAUGUUAGCAUUCUGGCAAAACCCCAAGUUGCAAACACGUGCAGGCUGUUUGGGAAAUGUGCAGAUAUAUUAAAUAGUUUCAGCAGUUCUAACCUGUUCCCUUGAAUCCGGUGCACCUCAUCUACACCCCCCGAUUCUCUUGGUUGCUGUGUCUUGGGGUGCCACGACGGCCCCCAGCCUGCUCCGAAAGUUCGCCAUCAGCGCAUCCCCACACAAUCGUACAGGCACUCAUUUCACCGCUCGCCUCCGUCGCUGUAUUAGCCUUUUAGGAACCCCCUGCAAUCUUUCAUUGAUCAGCAAUAACGAAACUCCUCCGUUGACUUCAGCUUCGCGUCAGAAGACUCCCCGGCAUGAAUCCCACCUUCUAAACCUGGGGCGCCUUUGCUCUCGAACCCCCGUUGGGAUGGCCGUGUCAUCUUGACGCACCAACCUCAGAAGCAGCCCUUUGCGGGAAUCUUUCCGCCAUGAUCUUUUCCUUUUUCUGUAGGAAUCACACUGGUUUGCGUUCUUCCUGCCUACAUGUCUAUUUUUUAACAAAGCAAAUAACUUUGUAAACUGUCGAGUGCGGCGGCUUGCCAUGCCUCCCCUGAGCUCUCUGUUGAAUCCUGCAUGGUUUCUGUCUCCCCCGAGCCCCAUCUGUCCAGGCUUGCUGGAAGAAACGAGAAAAAAACGUAGCAUGACAAAAAUAUCACUAUGCUAUUGCUUACCUGUUACUAACGAAUUAAUAAAAAGUGUUUCUUUGUG